Messenger RNA from Vigna angularis (adzuki bean), 804 nucleotides. Its product is annotated as basic blue protein. The record is from RefSeq and is a predicted model, not a curated record. Bases 77 to 460 code for a protein of 127 amino acids. Gene Ontology annotation, cellular component: plasma membrane. The transcript has 2 exons. Lineage: Eukaryota; Viridiplantae; Streptophyta; Magnoliopsida; Fabales; Fabaceae. Gene Ontology annotation, molecular function: electron transfer activity.
AACCCAACCUUGCAAGCCAACACAAGUAAAGUUCGCUUAUUUCACUAGUUGUUGUUAAGGUCUGCACUAUACAAGAAUGUCUCAGGGAAGAGACAGUGCAAAAUCUUUGGUUUUGGUCUCUGUGAUUUGUCUACUGUGCCUGUUGGUUCUUUCGAAAGGUGCUAAUGCAGCAACUUACACUGUUGGAGGACCUGCAGGAUGGAGCUUCAACACUGAUACUUGGCCCAAUGGAAAAAGGUUCAGAGCCGGUGAUAUCUUAGUCUUCAAGUAUGACUCAACGAGCCACAAUGUGGUUGCUGUGGAUAAGAGUGGAUACAGCAACUGCAGAAGUACAGCAGGUGCAAGAGUGUUCCGUUCAGGGAACGAUCAAAUCAAGCUGGCAAGAGGUCAGAACUACUUCAUAUGCAACUAUCCUGGUCACUGUGAAUCUGGGAUGAAGAUUUCCAUUAAUGCAGUUUGAUGCUGUUGAAGACUUGUGGACUUGAAGUAGUUAAUUAUAAACUAUAGCUAGCAUUACUAAAUGUUAGUGUGUGAUGUUUGUAUAUAUUAGUGGCAAUAAUUUUGUGAAGAAAGUAAGUGUGAGCUGGCUGUGUUGAUGGUUCAGUUUGGAAUGUUUGUGUGGUGGGAGUAUGAUAAUGGUGCAUUAGUCACGGGCUCUUCUUAUUAGACAUUGGAUCUGCAUAUUUUGAUGUUAUUCAAGUCUGAGAGAGCCAAUUGUCUGUUGUGUUUGUGUGUCGGUGUCACAGUGUUUGGUUGUAUUAACAAACACAUUUGUAGAAUCAAUAAAUUAAAUUUGCUACGUGA